AAUUUCCAUGCAGUUUCCAUGGUGACGUAACUGCUAAAAAGUACCCAGGACUCGUCUUCCUUGAGAAGGUAGUAUAGAAUCUCAUUGCAUAAGAAGUGGCCAUAAAAAUUAAGGUCAUUGUCAAUGGCAACCAGAUUUAUUUUGCCAUGGAAACUCGCAACUUAUUUUUGCGUAGCUAAGACGUUGGUGUGAUAAGACGUUGCCAUGGAGAUUUUCUGCUUUUUAUUUUUUUUAUUGGUGCCAUGGGGGGAAGUCAGGGGAGGUGUUACCACAACGGAGCAGGAGGAAACCACCACGGAGGUUUUUACGACUUUCCCGACCAGCACGCCCACUCUGGGGACUACGCAACUACCCUCUACCCCCACCUGCAUCAUGCGCGGCCACUGCGGCCCCUCCCCCAGUGACCCCUCCCAAACAUUAAAUUGUCUCUAUACAGGACCCCCCCUCCCCUUGGAAACGGGCCCCCUCGAAAAACUCCAGUCCGCCUGCCCUGAACUCGUCGCCAGGGAAGGAGCGAAUCUCUGUUGCGAUGGCGACCAAGUUGACGAUUUAGUGAAUAAUCUUGUCCUCCCGCAGUCAAUUGUGGGGAGGUGCCCGGGGUGCUACCAUAAUUUUAGACUCGCUUUUUGUGAGCUGGCCUGUUCUCCCAGGCAGAGUCGGUUUUUGAAUGCCACCGGGGUGGUGGACUGGGAGGAAAAAAAGCAAAUCACGACCCUCACCGCGCACAUCUCCACCGAGUACACCACCUCCACCUACGAGUCCUGCCGCUCUGUGAUAAUGUCCUCCACGAACGGGCCCGCGAUGGACUUCCUCUGCGGCCCCUGGGGCGCGUACCGCUGCACGCCUGCGCGGUGGUACGACUACAUGGGAUCGACCACCAAUGGGUUCAGUCCUUUCGACAUUAAAUAUAUUUACGUUGGUGAUAACGAGACGAUCCCGGGGGUGGAGCCCAUCUCGGGGGAGACGUUCAGUUGUGGGGUCAAGGUGGGGGGGAGGGCGUGCAGUUGCGUUGACUGCGCGGACGCCUGUCCCGCCGCGCCCGAGUUCCCACCUAAGAAAGAGGAUUUUUUGCUGUGGGGUCGUGAUGGCUGGGACGUUGUCAUGGCAACCGUUUGGUUACUAGGGAGUUUGGUCAUAGUCGUUUUGGUGCUGGUUUUUAGGAGAGAUGGUAAUACGCUUAUUUGCCAUGACGACGGUGAUGGUGACGACAGUAACCAUGACAACGGUGCUAGUGACCUUGGUAACGAUGGUAACCAUGGUAACAACGACGAUAACAACGGUGCUGGUAACGAUGACAACGCUGCUAACAACGACCCUGACAACGACUCCGCCUCACUAAUAAUAACUGACCACACCCCCCACCCCUCCCCCCACAUGCCCACCCUUUUCUCAAAAUUGUCGCAAAAUUUCGAACACCUCCUCCGCACCCUCUUCACCACCAUCGGCACCUUCUCCGCCUCCCACCCCACGUUCAUAAUCCUCCCCACGCUCCUCCUCAUCGCCAUGGCAACCAACGGGAUUCGCCACUUGGAAAUCACAACCAAUCCGGUGGAACUCUGGGCCUCGCCAAACUCACGUUCGAGAAUUGAAAAGGAAUAUUUCGAUAGGAAUUUCGAACCUUUUUACCGAACGGCGCAGAUAAUUAUCACUUCUUUGGAGAAGGAUGCGAGGAUUUGGCACAACACGAGUGAAGGGUUGGAGUCAUUUGGGCCUGUUUUUAGGAUGGAGUUUUUGGAGCAGUUGGUGUGGUUGCAGGAUCAGCUGAAAGGACUUAAGAGUGAAAAUGGAGUGAUGCUAAAGGACAUUUGUUACAUGCCUCUGGCGCCUGGGUUGAAGGAGUGCGUCAUCAUGAGCCCCAUCGAGUACUGGCAAUCGAACCUCACCACCCUCCACACCACAACCCCCACGGACAACUAUCUCGACCACUUCAAAUUCUGCUCCCACAACCCGACCUCCCCAAAAGACUCGACCCAACUCCACCAGUCCUGCCUCGGCUCCUACGGCGGGCCAAUCGACCCCGCCGUCGUCCUGGGAGGCUUCAUCCCAGCGGGCCAACAGCUCCCUCAACUUCCCCACUACUCAAACGCCACCACCGCCAUUAUAACCCUAAUAAUCAACAAUCACUACAAUUCUACAGAAAAUCUCCCCGCACUGGAAUGGGAGUUGGAAUUCAUAAAAUUCAUGAAGAACUACACCUCCCACCAAAACUCGUCCCUAGUAAAAAUCGCCUUUAAUUCCGAACGCUCCAUCGAAGACGAACUCGAGCGGGAAUCCCACGGGGAAAUUUCUACAGUAUUAAUUUCCUACUUUGUAAUGUUCCUCUACAUCGCCCUGUCAUUAGGGGAAUUCACGACGCCUCGCCGAUUUUUCAUCGACUCUAAAAUCACCCUGGGAUUAGCCGGCGUAACCAUAGUUUUAUCCUCCGUCGCUUGUUCUAUAGGAAUCUUUGGAUAUUUGAAAAUCCCCGCCACGCUAAUCAUCAUAGAAGUCAUCCCGUUUUUAGUCUUGGCCGUGGGCGUGGAUAAUAUUUUUAUCCUGACUCAAACUUAUCAGAGGAACGCAAAAUUAGACAAGGAGACGGACGCGGAGCACUUGGGGAGGAUCGUGGGGGAGGUGGGACCAAGUAUUUUACUCAGUUCCGUUUCGGAGAGUUUGUGCUUCUUUUUAGGAGGAUUAAGUGACAUGCCAGCUGUUCGGGCCUUUGCUUUUUACGCGGGGUUGGCGUUGAUUCUGGAUUUCUUGCUGCAAAUUACCCUGUUUGUUAGUUUGAUGGCCUUGGAUGGGAGGAGGGCCAGGGGGGAGAGGGUCGAUGUGGUUUGUUGCCUCCGCGGAAGCCCUAAAACCAAAACCUCAACCCACAAGGACUCCACGUUGUACAAGGCUUUUCGAAACUACUACGCCCCGUUUUUAUCCAGGUUUUACGUGCGGAUUGCCGUUUUAGUGGUGUUUUUGGGCUGGUUCUGCUUCAGUUUCAGCCUGUUACAUAAGGUCAGCGUCGGGCUGGAGCAGGAGUUGAGCAUGCCGGAGGAUUCCUAUGUUUUGGAGUAUUUUCGCUCACUAAACUCCUACCUCUCCAUCGGCCCCCCAGUCUAUUUUAUAGUAAAAUCCCCCUACAACUACUCCUCCCCCUCCUCCCAAAACCUCAUCCGGGCCGGGUCCAACCCCCACUCUUUAGUUUCCCAAAUAUUUUCCGCCUCGAAAAUCCCGAACGUCACCCUCAUCGCAAAACCCACUUCCAGCUGGAUCGACGACUAUCUGGACUGGGCGGGCAACGCGAACUGCUGCAAGCGGAAUCGGACGGAUGGAGGGUUCUGUCCUAAUUCUGGAGGGAUAAAUUGCGAGCCCUGUGAUAUUGAGGUUGAUCCGGAGGGGGGCGUGGGGGAGGGGGAUUUUGAGAGGUAUCUGAGUUUUUUCUUGAGGGAUAAUCCCAAUGAGGACUGUCCAAAGGGGGGGCAUGCGGCGUUUGGGGGGGCCGUUAAGUAUGAGACGAUGGGGGGGAGGUCCGUAGCGGAGACGAGCUAUUUCAUGACGUAUCAUGGGAUUUUGAAGUCGUCGGAGGACUACACCUCCGCCCUCUCCACGGCCCGCCUCAUCUCCGCCAACAUAACCCGAAUGCUGAACAACAACACUUCCCACGGGCCACACGAAGUAUUUCCCUACUCGAUUUUCUACGUUUUUUACGAGCAAUAUUUGACAAUGUGGAGCGACACGAUAAAAUCCAUGGCAAUCUCCUUGACGACCAUUUUCAUCGUGGUUUUUGUCCUCACGGGGUUCAAUCUCGUGGCUGCGAUGGUUGUCUUGACGACGAUUUUCAUGAUUUUGGUGGACUUGGGGGGGAUGAUGUACUGGUGGGGGAUUUCCCUCAAUGCCGUCAGUUUGGUCAAUCUCGUUAUGGCCGUGGGAAUCUCCGUCGAAUUCUGUACCCACAUCGUCCACGCCUUCCUCACCUCCCCGGAACCCACCCGCCUCUCCCGCUCCCAAGAUUCCUUAAUAAACAUGGGCUCCUCGGUCCUCUCAGGAAUAACCCUAACGAAAUUCGGCGGCAUAAUCGUCCUCGGAUUCGCCAAGAGCCAAAUCUUUCGCGUUUUCUACUUUCGAAUGUAUUUGGGAAUCGUCCUAUUCGGCGCUGCCCAUGGCCUCGUCUUUCUCCCCGUUUUACUCAGUUUCGUGGGGCCGAGGGGGUGGUGGUGAGGGGGAGGAGGGCCUCCAGGGGGGCGGGCUUGGUCUAUGAUCUGAGGAGGGCCAGCUUCGUGCCGGGGUUGGGGCCAAGGGGCUCAGUGUAAUGCGUUACCAUGGAUAAUUUAUAUAAAUUAUUUACGUUUCCAUGGAAAAUAUACGUGACUAUUUCCAUGGAAAAAAAUUGUAUAAAAAUUAAUUUAUUAUAUUUAUUACCAAGACAACUUUUAUACCCUCGUGUGCAAUAAACUUUUAUCUCAAAA
This is a messenger RNA of Folsomia candida, 4439 nucleotides long. RefSeq names its product NPC intracellular cholesterol transporter 1 (gene Npc1a). Lineage: Eukaryota; Metazoa; Arthropoda; Collembola; Entomobryomorpha; Isotomidae. Gene Ontology annotation, cellular component: membrane. Bases 205 to 4191 code for a protein of 1328 amino acids. The record is from RefSeq and is a predicted model, not a curated record. Gene Ontology annotation, molecular function: lipid carrier activity. The transcript has 12 exons.